GCGGGUUGGUCGGUUUUUAAAAAAUGGCCGGAUUGCCCGAAUGCCCGCGUGUGUGCAGCGCAGGCACGGGGCGCUCAGGGCCGUGCGCGCUUGGGAUGACCCGGCCAUGGAAGCGCAGCGGCAGCGAGCCGGGGAGGCUACCCGCUUGCCGAUGAAGACGCGCGGGGCACAGCAGGGGCCCGCGGCCGGGAGCAGAGCCAGCCACUGCUGCAGGGAUCGGGUGCCGCUGGUUCCCUGCGGCGGCAGCAGUUCCCAGUUGGGACUGGGCGCCCUUCGCGUAGCAACCCCGCAUUGCUCGUAAUAUUGCGGCUCCGCGUGAAAGGGCCGACGCGGAGGAAAGGAAGGCGCUCGGGCGUCGAGCAGGGAACGCAGAUCUCAGCGAGGAGGAGGAGGAGGAGGAAAAAAGGUGAGGGCGGGGGGCAGCAGCCAGCAGCAGCCAUGCUGCCCGGGGUGGGCGUGUUCGGCACCAGCCUGACCGCCCGGGUCAUCAUCCCGCUGCUAAAGGACGAGGGCUUCGCGGUCAAGGCUCUCUGGGGCCGCACUCAGGAAGAGGCGGAAGAGCUGGCCAAGGAGAUGAGCGUCCCCUUCUACACCAGCCGGAUAGACGAGGUCUUGCUGCAUCAGGAUGUGGAUUUGGUCUGCAUCAACCUGCCGCCUCCCCUGACCAGGCAGAUCGCGGUGAAAACUCUGGGGAUUGGGAAGAAUGUCAUUUGUGAUAGAACAGCCACUCCGCUGGAUGCCUUUAGGAUGAUGACAGCUGCCCACUAUUAUCCCAAGCUCAUGAGCAUCAUGGGCAAUGUUCUCCGUUUCCUGCCUGCCUUUGUGAAGAUGAAGCAGCUGAUCCAAGAGGGCUAUGUGGGAGAACUGCUUGUGUGUGAGGUACAGGUUCACAGUGGGAGCCUGCUGGGGAAGAAAUAUAACUGGAGCUGCGAUGAUCUGAUGGGAGGUGGAGGGUUGCAUUCUGUUGGUACCUACAUCAUUGAUCUCCUGACCUUCCUCACCAGUCAGAAAGCAGUGAAAGUUCACGGACUUCUUAAGACCUUUGUGAAACAGACAGACCACAUUAAGGGAAUACGGCAAAUUACGAGUGAUGACUUCUGUACAUUUCAAAUGGUCUUAGAAGGUGGGGUGUGCUGCACUGUUACCCUUAAUUUCAACAUGCCGGGGGAAUUUAAACAAGAUAUUGUUGUGAUUGGAUCAAGUGGUCGGCUAAUUGCAGUAGGCACUGAUUUGUAUGGACAAAGCAAUAACUCCCCACAAAAAGAACUCCUUUUGAAGGAUUCUGCCCCAGUCAGCAAUGCCUUGUUACCUGAGAAGGCCUUCAGUGACAUCCCAUCUCCAUACCUUCGGGGCACCAUAAAGAUGGUACAAGCAGUCAGGGAGGCAUUUGAAGAUCAGGAUGACAGACGAACCUGGGAUGGCCGGCCACUCACAAUGGCUGCAACUUUUGAUGACUGUCUCUAUGCUUUGUGUGUGGUGGACACCAUUAAAAGAUCCAACCAGCUGGGUGAAUGGCAGAACAUUGUGAUUAUGACUGAAGAACCAGAACUGAGUCCUGCUUACUUGAUCAGUGAGGCCAUGCGGCGGAGCAGGAUGUCUCUGUACUGCUAGCUUUUUGUCUUGGGGGAAGAAGGAAGUGAAUUGAUUCAGUUUUUUCUUGACAGAAAUAUGACUACACAUCUCAGGCCUGGACAAGGGAAACAGUUUAAGGAAACAAUAAUUGUUGCUUGAACCACAUUGCCUAGUUGGUGCUGAAAUAGUAGAUGCAUUUGAAAUGCUCAUAGCACAUAGUAGUUGCAGAUCCUUAUGAAGGAAAAAUGUGCAUUAACUUUUUACAAAAUAGUAGGAAGGUAAAUCAUAAUCAGUUUGCAAUCUGUUGGAGCAUGGCUGAUUCAGUUGUGUUUACUGUUAAAAAGAAGAUUCAGGAAGGUCCAAUUGGACAUUACAAGACAACAGACCACAAAGAUGCUUGAAUCAGAAACCUGUGCAGAUUCUACAGGCUUACCCACAGCUUCAAGGAGCUCCACUGAUAAAGCAUGCUACAUGAGUUAAACAAUACAGUAAGAACAUUUGGCAUGAAUGUGUUAUCUGCUCUCAAAGAAACCUGGCAGCUUGGCUUUUAUAGCUAACAUGAAUGAAGCUUUUGGAUCUUUUUUCUUUCCCUUUCUAUGGAAUGUAACUUGAACAAGUAGGGUUUCUUUCCCAAUUCAGAUUUCUCCAAAUUCAUAGUAUGUUCCAUCUCAGGUUCCAGAUGCCCAGGCUUGGCAGGCUUUGAUUCAAAGCACAAAAAUCUAUAUAAAAAAUAGGUUUGGGCGAAAAUUAGUUUAGGGUAGCUACGUAAUGUUUGAUAAGCUUAGAUUCCUGGUAAAUUCCAGGGUGAUGUUUGCUAAUCUAUCAGAGCAAAACCACGCAUGAUUCCUGUGAUAUCUUAAUAUGUUUAUUGUAGCAUAGAUUUUCAUGGACUGGGGCCUUCUUUUGUUAGAAGCAUGAAGUAGUCUAUCUAACAAAAUGGAUUUAGUUGCAAAAAGACAUAUUGUUAUAUAUUACUUGGUUCUCAAGAAAUUACAAGAUUACUAGUUGUCUCUGAUUUGGAAGUAUAUCUUUAGGUCUCAAACUUGGGGAAGAGAGGGAGGUGAUCAACAAAGCAUAGGUUUGAGCCAAACCUCAUAUAUUUUAGGCAAAACCUGUACAAAACAAAAUGUGAUGCCUCUCCAGAAUUCCUAGCCAGUAAGGAAAGUGCCAGCUUACAGAAAAACUGAUUUAACUGAAGGGGAGGUGAGAUGUGGCAAAGGAUAGUUUUUGUAUGUUUGAGUUGGACAGUUUGUUCUUGUUGUGGAAGCAUUCUCUGUGAUCUGAUAAUCAGAACGUUCGGCAGUUUUACUGCAAUAUUGUUUGAGUCUCCAUUCCGUAUCAUAAUGACAACAGGUGGGCCUUUUGUCCUGUUGCUCUCAAGCAGAUCAUUCUCUGGGAUCUUCAUUAUGAAAACUCGCAUCUUAAUGAGCUAUAAAUGUUCCUUUGUUUCACUUUUAAAAAUUCAAAUAAAUAUUGGAGGUAUUACUUGGAACUGCAGGUUUCAUAUUACUUUAUCUCUAGAACUGAAAUUAUCCUGCAGGAAUUGAUAUAUAUUUCCUUGUAGCAAAAGUUGCCAGAGCUUGUUAGAUUAAAAAAGCCAUUUGAUCCAAAACUACCUGCAGCCUAGACCAAGACCAAGACUAAGACUCAGGAAUUGUCUUUGGUGGGUGAACUGAGCCAAUGAUAGCCCAAAAUGGUGGGGAUCCCUAUUCCUUCUCUGAUAUCCCUUUUUCCCCCUCUACUUGGCACUGCUGUAUUUCUUUUGUUUUUCUCUCCCAAGUAGCAGAGUGUAGGUCCUUGACUGAUUUCCUGCAGAGAGAUUUUGAAAUUAUGAUAACCACCACAGGUGUGUCCUUAGUUAAACCUCAUUACAGUAAUUUGCUUUUAGAAAUAGCACUGCCAAGUCUCAUCCUGGAGAAUCAUCAUCCUGUCUUUUGGUUGAUUCUACAAGUUAUGAAGGAAAAAAACCAUUGUGCUUCCUUCCAUAUAUACCUUGCUUAUUCUCUGGUCUGGGAUGCCAUCUGUAAACUCUCCUUGAUAAAUUUCAUCAACAAUCCUCUUAAGAAAGCCCUAGUUUGUUUACAAUGUCGCCUUCCCCAGAAACCUUUACUAUUAAGAAUGCUGAGAGUUACACUGGCUUAAAAUUACAGUAUACCUUUUAGGUGGGAAAUGCACUUGGGUUUUUGUUUUUUUUGGGGGGGAGGGAGGAAUUGUUGAAGGGCUACAGGGUUUUAGUCAUAAAGUCAUGAUGUCACCAGAGAGGAUGGGACUGAUUUUUUUUUACUGUGUUUUGGGGAAAGGAAACGUUGGGAGGGUUUAAAUAUCUAUUUUAGGAGGUUAUUGCAUUAAAAAGAAGUUGCACUGGUGAAAAUAACAAUUUUCCUGGCAACAUUGUGAGAACUAAAUCUGGCCCACAAGCCACAGAUGGUCCACUCUUGCUUUAUACCCUAAUUUGCAUUUUGCCGACAACUGAUCUUCGCUAGAUGUUAAUAAAAUGCCAAAGGUCAGGAACUAAAGAUUUAUGAAAAUUAUACUUAGUUGGUAGGGCUUGAUUUAGCACCUUGCAUGUAUAACUGGGAGAACUGCAUUAAUUUCAGGAACUGGAUUGAGCCCAUUUUGUAUAAAGUCAGAUGAGAAAUAGUAGAAACAGAAGAAUCCUGUUCUACCAUGGAAUUCUUAUGUACUUGAACUUGCCUUAUCUAGCUUAAUAUGGGGGAGAGGAGAUUAAAGGAGAAUCUGUUAUUGGGGCAUCUUAACAGCAUCAUGAGUGAUCUCUGCUGACUGCUAAGGUAUUUCACUUGUGUCUGUAUAUGAACUGAAAGAGCAUCUUUUAAUAAAGGGUCUCUGCAAGUGUCAGUAAUAUAACCUCCCUUGCUUUUCCUUCUCUCCCAGAUCUAAAGAGCUUGAGUACAAUUGAAAUAUCAGGUGGGUGGACAGGAAUAUGUUUGCACUAAGAAAAAGUAGAAUGUAAUGGCAUCACUCUCUUUAAAUUAUUACCACUAUCCCUUCAUCCCCGUUCAAAGAUUCACACACACAGCAUCAGGAUUCAACAGAGUCCUAUAGAGAGAUAGAUGAUACUUGGUACCAAGUAAUGGAUGGAAGAAUAAAUUUAAAACAGGAAAAUGCAUAAAGCAUUGGAGAAGUGACGUUGUUGGGCUUGAUACUCCAUUUACUUGAUAAUAGACAAGCCUUCCCCAACUUCAUAUUCUUCAGAUACGUUGAAACUACAGCUCCCAUAAUCCUAGUGAAUGCUGACUCUGCAGUUUGGCAGAUGUGGUUCUAACGUAGCUGAAGGGCACCAGAUUGGAGACGGCUGCUAUAGAACAUUAAAACUUCUCCACCGCUGCUGCUGCACUGUCAGUCUCUAUCUGAACAAUCCUUGCAGAAUGACUUACUCUCUGAUUGACAGGUUUUUCACAUUAUUUUAAAAAAAUAAAAGGAGGGAUGCCUAGUGGGAUCAUCUGUUAUUUCAUUCCAUCCUAGGCAGAUUUAGUUAGUUUAGCCUUCGUUUUUGUCAUUCUGCUGUGCUGCUUUAUAAGGGCGCUGAAGAUGACAGAGGUACUUAGCUCUGUAAAUCUUCUUCCGUAUAAAAAAUAGCACUCCCAUGAUUGAUUGCAACUCUCUCCUUGAUCUGGUUCUUGAAGACAUUUUCCUCUUUAUUUUUAACUUUGAACAGUCAAGUGUA
This is a messenger RNA of Python bivittatus (Burmese python), 5257 nucleotides long. It is a transcript of the gene GFOD1, whose product is annotated as Gfo/Idh/MocA-like oxidoreductase domain containing 1. Lineage: Eukaryota; Metazoa; Chordata; Lepidosauria; Squamata; Pythonidae. Gene Ontology annotation, molecular function: nucleotide binding. The record is from RefSeq and is a predicted model, not a curated record.